AUGGCCAAAGAUAACGAACAUGCCAAAGACCAGGCCACCAAUCGGUUAAAUCAGGUUUCUGGUCACAUAUCAUCCAAACCGCCCAAAACCAAAUCAACUUUACCCGCCGACCACUCAGACGUGCUAGACCAGAUAGCAACACUUCGCAACAUUGCCGCAACCCCCAACCCCAAGCAAAGAGGCUACAUCCGACAAAAGCAAGCCGGAAAACUCUGGGUCCGGGAACGCAUCGAUCAAUUGCUCGACGCAGGAUCAUUCCAAGAAAUAGGCUCUGUGUCCGGAACAGUAACAUGGCAAAAGACCGCGCCCAGACGCGAAAAGCCGGUAUCUUUCAUACCCAGCAAUAAUGUCCAAGGUGCAGGAAUGUUGCGCGGGAGAAAAGUGCUUCUAACGGCGGACGAUUUCAGUAUUCGAUCUGGUCAUGCUGAUGGAUCGAGUCAUGGGAAGACGGUCUACGUUGAGAAACUUGCUAUUGCACUGCGCGUGCCGGUGAUCAAGCUUGUUGAUGGCAGUUCUGGUGGUGGGAGUGUCACGACUAUCAAGAAAGAGGGAUGGAGUUAUCUUCCCCAUGUAGCGUCGUUUCCAUACGUGGUUCAGCAGUUGAACAUGGGGAUACCGAAUCUGGGAGCCGUGGUUGGGCCAGCAAUUGGGCUUGGUGCCGCUCGAGCCGUAUCGUGCCAUUUCUCCGUCAUGGCGGCUGAUAUCGGUGCAUUAUUCAAUGCGGGACCCAAGGUCGUUGAGGGCGCGACCUUUGAAGAAGAUCUUGGGUUUCAAGAUCUGGGUGGUCCCAUGGUUCAUUGCACAAAUGGCACUAUUGAUAACUUGGCAGCGAAUGAGGCCGAAUGUUAUGAGCAGCUGCGCGUUGUUCUGAGUUAUUUGCCUAAUUCUGGGAGUGAGGCACCACCGGUGAUACCUUGCAACGACCCCGAAGACCGUGAGGAUGUUGCUUUGCGGAGUGUUAUCCCGCGACGACAAGCGCGCAUGUAUAAUGCGCUCUCGAUCAUUACCUCCGUGGUUGAUAGAGAGUCCUGGUUUGAGAUCGGAGGUCUCUGGGGUCGCACUGCCAUUGGCGGGUUGGCAAGGUUAGGUGGUCGACCUGUUGGUGUGAUCUCGUUGAACUGUGAAGUGAAUGGAGGGGCAUUGGAUGCAGCGGGCAGUCAAAAAUUGACCAGGUUGCUGAAGCUGUGCGAUGUGAUGAACCUGCCUAUUCUCCAAUUUUUGGACGUCCCGGGAUAUGCUAUCGGCACAGUGGCUGAACGAACGGCAACCAUGCGCUGGGGCGUCGAGCUUGCAAAAGCUUACUUCAGUACCACUGUACCUGUCUUUAAUGUGGUGACCCGGCGUGUGUUUGGUGUAGCUGGCGGUGUCAUGCUGGGAUGUCGAGAUCCGGUCAUGCAGGUCGCUUGGCCCUCUGGCCAAUGGGGAUCGCUGCCUCUAGAUGGCGGCAUUGAGGUGGGACAUCGGCAUGAGCUACGUGAGGCUGAGAAGAUCGGCCAGAAACAGGAGCUCUACCAGGAGUUGGAAGAGGAGUAUCAACGACUGAUGAAUCCUGUUCGAACGGCUAAUGCAUUCGGGAUCGAGGAGAUCAUUGAUCCCAAAGAUACCAGAAGUGCUUGCUGUGCCUGGGCGUCCCAUGUUUAUGAUUUCCUGAUGAAAGAGAGACUCGCGGAUAGAGCUUGUGGAAAGCUGCAGCCUUCUUUUGCUUGA
Molecule: messenger RNA, 1707 nt
Organism: Penicillium brevicompactum
Lineage: Eukaryota; Fungi; Ascomycota; Eurotiomycetes; Eurotiales; Aspergillaceae
Exons: 3
Coding region: 1-1707 (568 amino acids)
Molecular function (GO): propionyl-CoA carboxylase activity
Source: RefSeq, a predicted model, not a curated record